Molecule: messenger RNA, 2267 nt
Organism: Protopterus annectens (West African lungfish)
Lineage: Eukaryota; Metazoa; Chordata; Ceratodontiformes; Protopteridae
Product: lipoprotein lipase-like
Exons: 10
Coding region: 196-1719 (507 amino acids)
Biological process (GO): lipid metabolic process
Molecular function (GO): apolipoprotein binding; lipoprotein lipase activity
Source: RefSeq, a predicted model, not a curated record
UUUAGUCGCGCUGUAACCAGAGGAGCCAAGCAGGAGCUCUCCCCUCAGGGCUGCCACGCUUUCUAAUAGGCGCUUCCUGCUAACAUUAGCAGUUUGGGACAGCUGUCCACCUGGGGACUUACCUUACUAUUCUCCCUGGUUUUGUUUUGUCCCUAGCAAGUUGCCCUUCAACCACCUCGAAGCUCACAGGAAGUCAUGAAAAGGGGCAUUCACUGGGAUCUCGUCCUACUUGCACUUAGCCUGAGUUUUUUUAAUCUUCAUGUGACAGCAAAUACAGAAAACGAUUUGGAUGACAUAGACUUUACUGGUGAAACAAAGCAAGACACUGACCUGGAGGAUUCUAACUUUGUUCACACAAGGUUUUCACUUCGAACUCAGUUGGACCCGGAGGAAGACAUGUGUUACAUUGUUCCAGGGCAUGUCGAGUCACUUCAUAAAUGUAACUUUAAUGUGACCACAAAAACCUUCCUAGUUAUUCAUGGCUGGACGGUCAGUGGGAUGUUUGAGAGCUGGAUUCCUAAGCUGGUUAAAGCACUUUACCAGAAAGAGCACAAUGCUAAUGUUAUUGUAGUCGACUGGCUUAAUCGAGCCCAUCAACAUUACUCAACUGCUGCUGAAAAUACUAAACUGGUGGGACAGGACAUUGCUAAGUUUAUCAACUGGUUAGAGGAAACAGUGGAUGUCCCUGUAGACAGCUUACAUUUGAUUGGGUAUAGCCUUGGCGCUCAUGUAGCUGGAUUUGCAGGAAGCCAUGCAACAUCAAAAGUGGGUCGAAUAACUGGUCUUGACCCUGCAGGACCUGCAUUUGAAGACAUGCAUCCACAUGGCCGUCUUUCACCAGAUGAUGCCACCUUUGUAGAUGUCCUUCACACUUUUACACAUGGAUCACUGGGUCUCAGCAUUGGAAUCAAGCAACCUGUUGGCCAUAUAGACAUCUAUCCAAAUGGUGGAAGCUUCCAGCCUGGGUGUAACCUACAUAGCGCUUUGGAGAAGAUCGCAGCUUAUGGAUUCUUUGAAUUUGCAGAGGCUGCAAAAUGUGAACAUGAGCGUUCUGUUCACCUCUUCAUCGAUUCAAUUUUGCAUGAAGAUAAGGCAAGCUUGGCCUAUCGUUGCAGUAGCAAAGAAAUGUUUGACAAAGGAGUGUGUCUACAAUGCCAUAAAAGACGCUGCAACACCCUUGGUUACAACGCUAAGAAAGUCCGAAAUAAGAGAAGCAGCAGAAUGUAUUUGAAGACAAGGGCAGAAAUGCCGUUUCGAGUUUAUCACUACCAGAUGAAGAUUACAUUUCAUAAGGAUGACAAAGAUGACAUAAAGAUGCCUUCUCUAUUGGUAUCCCUAUAUGGAACAGAAGGAGAUGCUGAGAAUCUAAUAGUUAAUAUCAAAGAGAAGAUUGUCUCUAACAAGACAUAUUCCUUCCUGUUGGUUUCUGAUGUUGACAUUGGCAAUCUCCUGAGGAUGAAGCUGAAAUGGGAGGAUCAGUCUACAUGGGGCACCUUACCUAUCCUAAAGACAGUUUACUCCUGGUUGCCUAGAAACUAUUUUUUUGAACCUGGAAUUGAGGUAGAGAAGAUCUUCUUAAAAUCUGGAGAAACCCAAAAUAAAGUGGUGCUCUGCUCAGAAAAUUCUGCUAACUUGGCUCUGUCUGAGGAAGUUACAUUUGUGAAGUGUAAACAUGGACUGAAAAAUGUUACUGAAAGACGCAGUUCUAGGAAACACUGAACUGGAAUUCAUCCUUCAGCAGAUCUAAUUACAUAUUCCUGGCAAACAUCACUGGAAAAACACAGAAAUAUCAUCUUAUAAAUUAAAAAGGCUCCUUGUAUUUAAGUUUGUUAAAACUUUAAUGUACUAUAUUUAUUGUAAUGUACAUAAUGUAAAAACGUGUAUUUAUAAACUUCGGACUAAAAUUUUUGAACUGUACCGUUGCAUUUAGCACUUACCAAUGAGAUGCAGUGUAAAUAUGUAUUUGUGUAUAUAUGUAGAAAAUCUGUGCUUAGGACACUUUAUACGUGGAGAAGUUUAGAUUUUUUUAAAUUUAUAUCUGUAGUCUGUUUUUGGUGAAAGAUAGCUAUUGUACAGUAGGAAGCACUUAAGGAACUAAGCCAUGUGGUUUUGGUGUGAGAAGAACCCACUUUCUUUGCACUGAGUUUGUUUUUAAUAUUGAAAUUCUAAACAGGAAGAAAAUACAGUUUACUGUAUGCUAAGAAACACUUUCUGAUGUGUUCUUUUUGCCUGUAGUGAUUUUGCUCUAUUAAACCAGUUCUCACUGA